Zymoseptoria tritici IPO323 is the source of this 3414-nucleotide messenger RNA. RefSeq lists its product as uncharacterized. Lineage: Eukaryota; Fungi; Ascomycota; Dothideomycetes; Mycosphaerellales; Mycosphaerellaceae. The coding region runs from base 1 to 3414 and encodes 1137 amino acids. The record is from RefSeq and is a predicted model, not a curated record. The transcript is spliced from 8 exons.
AUGGUGGUCCUCAUCCCCGGCCUCCGAAAUCUCACCCUCGCCAUUCUGAGCAGCAUUAUUUUCUUAACAAUAUACCUCUCCCGCGCGCAAUUACCCGGAAGAAAUGGACGCCUCCACGAACACGACGCCUUCUCCAGCGUCCAAGCGAAGAAUGAUUUCUACGGAAUCCCCAAAACGGAGUUCAAACCCUCCACCAUGGCCGAGGAGUCGGAGAAAUAUUUCCUGCAAGAAGCCUCCCUCGAUGCGAAAUUGAAAGCGACAGAAGGAAUGUUGAAAGUCGAAGGCGCGGAAUCAUCGACGGCGGUAAAGGUGGAGGACGACCUCGGUUUCCCGACCCCCGAAUUCAAAGCUUCCGGUGGUCUAAAUCGCAUGAAACGCUACGCACCACAUAACUUCCAUGGCCCUGGAAAACCGACGUUCGCAACGUACUACUCCGUACCGUCGACGAGUUUGAAAGAGCCGAAUUUUGUCUCUAUUCUCCAUCUCGCUUAUCGAUUACUAUGGCAUCCUCCCACGAGGAGUACGAAAUAUCCCUUCACCGUCUUCGUCGCACCGGGAACGUCCGACGCCCAACGGAACGUGCUCAUCGCAAUGGGCUGUUUGGUGCGGGAACUUGAUCCGCUCAUUCCAGCUGUCGCCGCGACCGCGGUGUCGGACAUGUACGAUUUACCAGGGGACUUUGACCUGUUAAAUCUCUGGAGUCAAACACUCUUCGAUCGCAUCGCGUACUUGGCGCCGAAUGUCUUCAUCACAGGACCCGUGGAUGAGAUUUUCGACCUAGCGACGACGAGGAAGUGUGAAGUCGACAGACUGGGUGUGGAAGAUCGGGAAAUCCACGGCACGGGAAAGGGACUCUGUCGAUUUGUUUUCGCGGCUGUGAUGAAGGAAAUUGGAGAGGAGAAUGAGGACGGGGAGAGGGCGAAGGAGGUGGACACGGGGGUUAUGGUGUUAAGUCCGAGUCUGGGCAUGAGGCGACGGUUGGGACGGGAGGUGGGGCGGUAUUUGGGCGUUCUGGGGCCGGAGAAGAAGGUUGAGAUGGCGAUGGGACCGGAGAGGGCGAGGGAGACGGCGAGGCAGAGGGCGGAGAGGUUGUUGAAGGAGGUGCCGCUUAAGGAUCUGCCGGCGGGACCAGUCUCAGAGGGUGAGAAAAUUCCGCCUGGUGCGGCGCCGUUGAUGGGUACGAAGCUGAAACCUGGAGAGGCACCGGUUGCUGCUGCGCCGAGUGAAGUGGCGGACACGAAGCCUGUGCCGGGUGAGGCGGGGUUGGAAGCAGCUGGCGAUUCUGCUGCGACGGCGCCGAGUGCGGGGAAGCAGACUAUUCCUGGCGAGGGAGACUCUACUGCCGACGAAGCGGCGAGUACAGAUGCAAAUUCGAAGUCGGAUGAAGCGUCACCGCCGCUGGCUGGCCAACAGACCGUCCCAGGCGCCGUCGAAUCGGAAGCGGCACCGCCACCAUCUGAAGCACGAUCAAGUAAACCCGACAUCCGCCAACACCCCCCCUCCGAGAAAUCCCAACUCACCCGCCGCACCCUCAUCCCCUGGCGCCUCACCUCCCGCGACGACUCCCCUCCCCCUCCUCCUCCCUCCGAAGAACCCCCCUCCGAAGAUUCCCCCAUACCAACAACUCCACCCACCCUCCCCACCUUCCUAACCACCCUCUUUGGCCCCACCUCCGCCUUUCCCAUGCACGUCCUCCCCCGAGAAUGGAAUGGAUUCGCACCACAGGGGGACGAUGAGGGCGUGCUCAAGACGGUUAAUCUUAUGUAUUGGAGGGAUGAUGGAGGGGUGGAGUGGUUGCGGCAUCGGUUUGGGAGGGUGCAUGAGGAGAUGAUGGAGGGGGUGGAGGGGGAGGGGUUUAGGAAGGAGAGGGAGGGGGAUGGGGGGAGGGUGUAUUUCUUUCAUCGAGCAACGAACGAUCUCAUCGAAGCGGUUUGGAUAAGCGUACGGCCUGGCAUCGACCGCAAUAUCGGCUAUGCUACCCUCAGUCAUUGCUGGGGUGGCUACUUGCCUAUCCGUCUGACAAAGGGGAACAUGGCGUUGUUUGCGGUUGACAUCGACUGGCAUACUUUGCCCAAGACUUUUCAGGACGCUGUUUACACGACCGCACGGCUGAAGAUCAAGUACAUCUGGAUCGACGCACUCUGUAUCAUCCAAGACAGUCAUGAAGAUUGGUCGAUCGAAGCAGCAGAGAUGACAAAUGUAUACGCCAACUCGUCGGUCGGUCUUUCGGCCGAUGCAUCUGAAGAUGGGCAUGGUGGACUAUUCAGAGAACGCGAUCCAGUUUAUUCUUCCGCAUUUCUCAUCCCACGGGAUAACAGCAGCGGUCACUACCUCUGCUUCGUCGACACUUGGGAACACGACGUGUACUCCAGCUGCAAGUUGACAUACCCGUCGGAUAUGUCUGUCGCUAUAGCCGGUCUGGCCCGCAUCUUCGGCGUGUUACUCAGAUUCCGGCCAGAGGACUACAUCUUUGGAAUAUGGCGACCCAGGCUUGCUCACGAACUGAUGUGGCGUGUUAUUGGACGUCCAUGGGAUGACUAUCAGCGGACGCCAGGAAUGGAAGUACCUUCGUGGUCGUGGCUAUCCAUUUCCGGAGCCAAAAGCACCUCUAGAUUCAACGUCAAUGCGAGAGGCCGAGGGACGGAUCGCCUACAUGUGAUGGACCUUGAUACAAUUCAGGCGCAUGGGAAGUCAUUGAGAAUCCGUGGGAAGCUCUGUGAAGCGGUGUUUAAGCGAUGCGGUGAACCGACAUUCUUCGAUGAGGAGUUUGACGAUGAACACCACCAGCAGGAUUUUGUCUUCAGGGUGGGCGAGGCACGGUUCCGGGAGAUCGAGAGCUGCACCCUAUGUUGGGACGAGAAGUCGAUUGAGAUCUUUGAAGAGGUACAGAAGAAGCCGCUUUACUUACUUCAUGGUCGCAUUUAUGAAGAAGGACGCAAGUACGAGGAUCCCGCCGACAACAUAGCACUAAUCUUACCCGAUCGAUUGGUCGGUCAUGACAAUGUCGACAUCGAUCAGUCAUGCCGUGCAUCUCGAUAUGAUUGUCUGAUCCUGGAACCGACCGGGAAAGAUGCCUGCUUUCGCCGUCUUGGGCAUGUUGAACUCGGCGGGCCGAGAGAAUCGGGAAAAGGGGCAUACAAGGAGAGACGAACUUGGCCCGAGCACAACCGACAUGUUCUUGAUCGACAGUUUGCCGUAGAUGAUGUACCGAGACAUUACUAUGAGGAAGUCGACAACGAUUGGAAUUACACAAUCUGCGCCAAAGUCAGAGUCAGCUGGGGUGUCAUCGGCGGCCUACACAAGACGGCAGAUGGUUACGUUCGAUUCCACGCUUUCUUCCCCAACCACCGUGCCGCAGCUUUACAAGUCCUCGACCUCCUCUCUUCCGCGAACCGCGAAGAAGUCGCUGCCUAA